UCGAUCUUUAUUUCUCCAUUCUCAACUAUAUAUACACAUAUCGGUUUGAUCAAGUAACACAUCUGUCCUUUUUCACGUUUGCUGAGAUUUAGGGUUACUAGUAACAAAAAUGGCAGUUCUUGGAGGAAUUAGCGAAUCUAAGGGCGUUGAAAACAGCCUUGAAAUCGAUACCCUUGCUCGAUUCGCUGUUGAUGAACACAACAAGAAGCAGAAUGCACUGCUGGAGUUUGUGAAGGUAGUAAAUACAAAGCAGCAGGUGGUAGCAGGUACCAUGUACUAUAUCACACUGGAAGCCAAUGAUGGGGGUGCCAAGAAAACUUAUGAAGCCAAGGUGUGGGUUAAGCCAUGGAUGAAUUUCCAAGAAUUGCAGGAAUUCAAGCUUCUUGAUGCUGCAUCUUCAGCUUAACUUCCAUGCAUGGGUGAUGCAGGUGCGUGUGUGAGGAGACAACCGCCAUAUCCGUGAUUUAUGAAUGUGAAUAAUAAAUAUUCGUAGCUCUCCGUGUUAGGAAAGAGGGCGUACGUUCGUAACAUGUGUUUCUGAAAUAAUAAAUUUGGUUUUUAAGUAUCGGCUUUGGUUGUACAUUCGUAGCAUGUGUUUCUGAAACCACAUUAUUUGCGACAUUGAAUGAACCAACCAGGGCCGUCCUAAUUUUUUUGGAGGCUCUGUUACACCUGU
Cynara cardunculus var. scolymus (artichoke) is the source of this 676-nucleotide messenger RNA. RefSeq names its product cysteine proteinase inhibitor A-like. Lineage: Eukaryota; Viridiplantae; Streptophyta; Magnoliopsida; Asterales; Asteraceae. Bases 110 to 406 code for a protein of 98 amino acids. The transcript has 3 exons. Gene Ontology annotation, molecular function: cysteine-type endopeptidase inhibitor activity. The record is from RefSeq and is a predicted model, not a curated record.